GCAAUGACGCCUGCGCCGGGGUCCGGGGCGCGCACCCUGUGGAGGGCCUGCAACUGGCUCAUGGCCGCCUUCUUCGCCCUGGCGGCCCUCGUGCAGGUCAGGCUGGCGCUGGGCGGCGGGGAACGGGACCUGUCGGGCUCCGCGCUCCGCCCCCAGGCCCAGCCUGCAGUAGUGACCGACCAGUCCGCAGAAUGGCAGGACUGGUCAGUUUGUGGGGAGGACAGGAACUGAGAUCGAAGCUUGGAGAACCCCAGGGUCUCCCCACCAAAGACGCGGAUGUGUUCACAUGUGCAAGCCACACACCAGAGAGCCUGACUGGUUCAAAUGCUGGAAGGAGCAGGGUCAGCGCCUGUCACUUUGAAAGGGACCUCGGGGAAGCUGCACUAGUGCUAUUCGAGACAUUCUUGGUCAAUGAUCCAGACGCAGAACUGUGGGUGGUGGUAUAUGCUGUACCUGCAGUACUGACCCUGCUUGUAGGAGUUAACCCUCUUGUCACAGGUCACUUUAUUUGGAAGAGUGUCUCUGCAGUCCACAUGUCGUUUUGCCUGGUGUGGGCCGCCAGCUUGGCGUACCACUUCUUACUUCACACCCAACAUAACAUCUUACACGAAGAGGAAGGCAGGGAGCUGUCUGGUCUGGUGAUUAUCACAGCAUGGAUGAGCCUCUGCCACAGUUCAUCAAAGAAUCCAGUUGGUGGAAGAAUUCAGUUGGUUGUUGCUACUGCAAUUGCUAUUUUCCCACUUAUCUCCUGGGUCUAUGUAUAUAUAAACAAGGAAAUGCGGUCUUCCUGGCCAACGCACUGCAAGACAGUAUUUUAAAUGAAUCCAAGAAUUGUAUUUUAAAUGAGAAAUUUUAAAUGAGAAUUUUCAACUUUAUUUUAUAAACAUUGGGGGAACAGGACAAUUUCCCAGUUUAUUUCAGGUAAUUUGUGCUAAUACUGAAGAUGAUGUUUAAAAAGUCUUUAAGAAUUUUCUAAGAUUGCUUACAGUACAAGGUAAGAUUGGAUGAAAUAGUAAGAAUGGGGAUUCUCCGGAUGCCUUUUGUAAAGGGUGUUCUUCCAUAAUAUAAUGAAAAGGCACUAGAACAAAAGUUGUGAACCAUGAGUUCUUCCAGGCACCAUGAUGCAUGCUUGUGGUCCCCACUACUCAGGAAGCUGAGGCAGGAGGAUUACUUGAGGCCAGGAGUUUGAGGCCAGCCUAGGCAACACAGCAAGAUUCCAUCCUUCCAAAAUUAAUAAAGUAAAUUCAGUAUCUAAGUGACUUGGGCAAAUAUAUAUAGGACAUUUCCUUAUCUAUAAAAUAGAAUUAAUAUGUGAUGGGUCCCUACUUAUACAGUUGCUAUCAUCAAACUAUGAAAAUAUUAACUAUUUAUGGAUUACAAAGGGCUAUCCAUGAGUAAAAUAGAGGGGAGCAGAGUUUGGGUAUUACAUUGAAGUAGAGGUUGUUCAAGAGAGGCCUAUAGCCCUGAAGUAAUCACAGGAUAGUAAACUGGUACUGUGGUACGAAAUAAAUGAGGACUCAAGAAGCCAAUGAACAGGCAUAACUUGAAAAGAAAAUGAAUGAGAAUUAAAAAGGAAUUUGAGACCAAUCAAGAAAAAAAGCAGGAUAUUAAUUAUUCAUAAUUACUCAUUAUUCUAAAUGAAAAAUUUAUACUACUUUUUAAAAGGAAUAUUCAAAGUAACCCCAAGGAGAGGAUAUUAGAGCUACACUCUCCCAACAUGGCAGCCACUAGUCACAUGUUGUUACUGAGCAUUUCAGAUGCAGCUAGGGUAACCAAGAAAGUAAAUUUCGAAUUUUUUUCUACUUACUUUUAAUUUAAAAAUUGACAUCCAAUUAUUGGAAGAGGCUUUAGAAUAACUUGGGCAUGGGAAUCUUUUUCAACUAUCAAUUUGGUCUGUAUUUGAUAUCUAAAUGCAGAUCAAGCAUUCCCAACAAAACUUUAAUAUCCAAAUGUAAAGUACACAGUAGAUUUUAAAGACAUUGUACAAAGUGAGAGGAUGUAAAAUAUUUUUAUAUUAAUGUUAAAAAGAUAAUUUUUAUGAUAAUCGGGUUAAAUAAAAUAUUAAUUUUACUUUUUUAAAUGUGUCUAUACAGUGUGUUGAAUUUUGUGGUUCACCUUGCAUUUCAUUUGGAUAGUGCUAUGAAUAUCUGGAUGGCAACUUUUUAGCUUAUGCUAGCAUCAAAUUUGGAUUUCAUCUGAUUAGUCAGAUACUCAGUUUCAUGAGAUUUAGGAAAUACUUUACUCAAAAAGAAUUAGUGGGAAGAAUUAGUACCUACUUGUCGGGAAAACAAAAAUGAAUCUGAUAGUUUUUCUUUUUAUAGUCUUAAAUACAACAGUAAGUAUUCUAUAAAUAUCUGUUAAAUGAGGUAGGCAAUUUUUUGCAGGGGGAGGGGUCGAGAUGUUUUUGACACAGUGGCCACUAAACAGUCAGAAAUUCUUCAUCAACGAAAAAUUAAUCAAGUUGGUAUUAAAGCAGCUAAAAUGUAAAAGUGUAAUUUAUUUUAAAGGUCAAUAAAAUGCAUAUAAUACAUUGGGUUUUUUUCCAGUGUCUAUUUAGCUUACAUGUUAUUUAUGACUUUUAUACCUCCUUUCAAAUAAGCUAUUAAAGCCACACACAAAGGAAUGGACUCUUCGUAAACUCUCUGUAUGUCCUGCUACUCCAAGUUAUGCUUGAUUCCUGUGCUUAAAUGUUAGCAAUAUCCAAGAUAUAGUUUCAUAGCAUUUGCAUUUCCCUUAUUAGACUAUGAAUUCUGCAAAUAUUCAUAGUAAUGUUUGCAUCUCAAAUUAAGUAUAUAAAAGACAAUAAUUUAGCCAGAUGAACACCAGUAAUCCUAACUAUUCCAGAGGCCGGGCAGGAAUAAUGCAAGUUCAAGGCCAGCCCUGGCAAUUUAGUGAGAACCUGUCUCAAAAUGAAAAGGAGAAAGGGCUGGGGAUAUAGCUCAGAAGUACAGCAUUUAUCUACUCUGCAGGAGGUCCUGGGUUCAAUCCCCAGUACUGGAAAAAAAAAAAAAAAAAAAGAAAAAGAAAAGCAAGCCCCAACACUAACUUUUGGUGGA
Ictidomys tridecemlineatus (thirteen-lined ground squirrel) is the source of this 3056-nucleotide messenger RNA. RefSeq names its product transmembrane protein 220 (gene Tmem220). NCBI's taxonomy places the organism in Eukaryota, Metazoa, Chordata, Mammalia, Rodentia, Sciuridae. The record is from RefSeq and is a predicted model, not a curated record.